AAAAGGUUUAUUUACAUCGUUUUUUUAUUUUCCAUGUUUUUAGCUAACUACAGUACCCAAAUUCCCUCCGAAUUUGCAUAUAUUGUAUUAAAUGUUUAGUUUUGAUUUUUGUUAGUUAUCUAGCUUACGACCCCGGUGCCAAAAUUGGAAACAAAAUAGUGGUUGCUAAGCAAUGAUUGCACAUUUACCAAGCACAAAAUAAUAAACAAUUUUGUCAAAAUACAAAAGCUUUGGUUAUCUAAUAGUAUAUGUAAUUAUAAAGAAAAUGGAAACAAUACCAAAUGAAUCCCAACCAAUUGACGAAGAAAGGCGAGGAACUGAUUUCAGCGAAACAAAUGAAGUGUUUUUAGCUGAGGAUGGAGCAGACGAAUUGGCACCAAAUUUGUCAGUGACUUCAUAUCGCAUGAAACCCUCGUUAAGAGAGCUUUUCCCAGCAUCUCAAAUUAAACAAAUUAUUCAGACAACUAUUUAUGACAAACUACAAGGGAAGGUGUACAACGCAGAUGAAGCGCGUAAGUGGACUCAAGAGAUCUCCGAUGCAGUUAGUUUGGCUGUGAAGGAAAAAGUUCAAAUGCCCCAUUUUAAGCACGUUGUGCAAGUAAGCUUGGGACAACAAUUGGGUGCCGGUUGCCGCUAUAUAGCAAAAUGUUGCUGGGACGCCGAAGCUGAUUCCUAUGCAUCCGACGUGUUUACCAAUGCCAGCAUCUUUUGUGUUUGCACUGUGUUUGGUGUAUAUUUAUAUUAGGCUCUUUUAAAAUAACUUAAAUUUAAACUUGAAUAUAUGAACACAUCUUUAAUAUCAGAUGUAAAUAGAUAUAGCAUAAAUGUUAAUUAUUUUUUUAAAUAAAC
Molecule: messenger RNA, 849 nt
Organism: Anastrepha ludens (Mexican fruit fly)
Lineage: Eukaryota; Metazoa; Arthropoda; Insecta; Diptera; Tephritidae
Product: dynein light chain Tctex-type protein 2B
Exons: 3
Coding region: 266-745 (159 amino acids)
Biological process (GO): microtubule-based movement
Cellular component (GO): cytoplasm; cytoplasmic dynein complex
Molecular function (GO): dynein intermediate chain binding
Source: RefSeq, a predicted model, not a curated record